CGGACCCAGUAAUAAAUAGGGCGUUCUUGGUCCCCUCUUUCGCCUUUCCUCCCACCUAACGCGAGUCCACCUUCCUCCCCCCGCAAUUUCCUCCAUCGAUCGUUUGAGUUUUGCGGCAUCAUCGAUUGGAGUUGUAGGUGGGCGAUAAGGGCGAGGCACCGGUCGGCUAACUCGAUAGUGCAAGGUCCCCUAACAAUCAACUCAACCGAAUCGCUUGCUUCGCUUCCAAUCGAAGUGUACUCUUUUACCUGUUUGAAAUUGAGAAAGGAGACUCUUUGGUUCAUCUGCUUGCUCCUUACUCGUUCUCUUCUGAGAUUUUGGUUGCAGGGGUGCUCUUAUAAUUGGCAUUUAUUGCAAACAUGUCAAGCUUAGAGGAGCCUCUAGGUUUUGAUAACAUGCCAAGAUUGAGUAUUAUUGGUAGGCUUCAACGUUGCACUUCCACUGCCUGUAGGCCAAGGGUUGAUGAGACCGAAGCUGGUAGUUGCCUAAUUGAAGCCAGAGAGUGUAGCUCAUCUAACAGUUGUAGUGAAGAUUAUGGCUGGAGGACACAAACAAGAGACAAAUUUUCUAGAGAUUCCCUGGUUUGGUUAUCACAUGCUGAUGAGAAUCAAGCAGUAUUCAACAAGUUUUUUCGCGGCAUGCCAAGAUUUGUGAAAAUAGUUGAAGUUGGUCCUAGAGAUGGUUUACAAAAUGAAAAGCACAUUAUACCUGCAGUUGUAAAAGUUGAAUUAAUAAAGAAGCUGGUUUUGUCUGGUUUAUCUGUUGUCGAAGCCACAAGCUUUGUUUCUCCAAAAUGGGUACCACAGUUAGCAGAUGCUAAGGAUAUUGUGGAAGCAAUUCAUGAUGUUCAUGGUGCCAGAUUGCCUGUCCUGACUCCAAAUCUAAAAGGAUUUAAAGCAGCCAUUGCAGCUGGUGCAAAGGAAGUCGCAAUAUUUGCAUCAGCUUCUGAGUCCUUUUCCAAGUCAAACAUUAAUUGCAGCAUUGAAGAGAGUCUUACUCGUUAUCGUGAAGUUAUUGCUUCUGCAAAAGAACUCAACAUACCUGUUCGUGGGUAUGUGUCCUGUGUUGUGGGAUGUCCCACAGAAGGACCAAUGCCUCCAGAAAAGGUGGCAUAUGUGGCAAAAGAACUCUAUGACAUGGGCUGCUAUGAGAUCUCACUCGGCGAUACCAUUGGAAUUGGUACUCUAGGUUCUGUGAUCCCAAUGCUUGAAGCUGUGACUUCACUCAUUCCAGUGGACAAGAUUGCUGUCCAUUUCCAUGAUACUUACGGCCAAGCGCUUCCAAAUAUUCUGGUGGCCCUCCAAAUGGGAAUCAGUGUAGUGGAUUCGUCAGUGGCUGGCCUAGGUGGAUGCCCCUACGCGAAGGGAGCUUCAGGGAAUGUUGCCACUGAAGAUGUAGCGUACAUGCUACAUGGUUUAGGGAUAAAAACCAAUGUGGAUCUGAGGAAGCUUAUGGCUGCUGGUGACUUCAUUUGCAAGCACCUGGGGCGUCAGUCUGGAUCUAAGACCGCCUUUGCAUUGAGCAAGGCCAGCUGAUUCGUCGAAGUUUAAUUAUAUUUGAGAUGUCAAAACACACAUCGAUCUUUAGAUAUGUUAUAGACCACUAUACACCCAUCACAAGGGGUCGAUAUUCGAUAUCAAAGCAUUGCAAUUUCGAAGUUUGCAUAAAAUAAAUGAGAAAUCAAUUUGCCAGUGAAGUCCUCUCUAUGCCAAAUCGCACUUCACAGAAGUGAUAGUUAUUGCUAAUUAUAUUGUUGUGUGGAAUGGUGAUCAAAUUACUUA
Molecule: messenger RNA, 1781 nt
Organism: Zingiber officinale
Lineage: Eukaryota; Viridiplantae; Streptophyta; Magnoliopsida; Zingiberales; Zingiberaceae
Product: hydroxymethylglutaryl-CoA lyase, mitochondrial-like
Exons: 9
Coding region: 360-1535 (391 amino acids)
Biological process (GO): L-leucine catabolic process; ketone body biosynthetic process
Molecular function (GO): hydroxymethylglutaryl-CoA lyase activity
Source: RefSeq, a predicted model, not a curated record